Molecule: messenger RNA, 510 nt
Organism: Morchella sextelata
Lineage: Eukaryota; Fungi; Ascomycota; Pezizomycetes; Pezizales; Morchellaceae
Exons: 1
Coding region: 1-510 (169 amino acids)
Source: RefSeq, a predicted model, not a curated record
AUGAACACCCCUUCUAUGCUGCAGCAUGUUGUCCUUCCUCUUGAAUCCCCUAGUGCCAACCCUUGCACACCCCGCUACCGCACAGUCGAUCAAAGCUUGCGGUCCUUGGUUUUCCUGUAUGUGGACAGAGUUGAAAUGACAAUUAAACUCAUUUCGUGUUGGAAAGGUGGAAGAACACUCGCGGUCGUUAUACCGGCAAGCAAUAAGCAAUUCGUCCCCGUUCCGGAAGCAGGACUGAAGGCUCCUAGAAGCGAAGUUACCACUGUUAGCAUGACCAUGGAGCUGAGAGUAAGCUCGAGGGGAGGUCUACACAUAAUUUCCAUCGCCGUGAUUGCAACAAAGAAAGUUUUCGGGUUGGCUAGCAUUGGGAUGUGGUGUUUCUGCUUGCACAUCGUCGAUCAGAAGCUCUCCUGGGAAGAGAUUCUAGGGGAUGUGUAUAUGGGAGAAAUUGACGGGAAUGAAUCGGGAGAAUUAGCUGGUGCGUAUUGGCUGCCUGAACUACUUAGUUGA